AUGACAUCUUUACGAGAUGUAAUCUCAAACGUUCAACCUACCCAACUGAUAAAUCACAUUCCCGGAAGCGCAUACUACACUUUUAAAGUAGGGUUGUUCUCAAGGCCUCGCAGAAAAUUUUUAGGUUCUUUUAGCUACCGCCGCCCUUACAAAAGGCGUACCAAAGUCGUUUGCUCUGCCAAGUCAAGGAUUGGAAUUUAAACAAUACGCCAAAGACCACCCGAAACUCGAAUGGGUGCAAAAAAGCAAUGCGCAUAGGGAGAUUCGGGUGUUGACCGCGGACAACGUCAAUCUUCUUCAAGAGGAGAGUUUCGUACAGCAAUACAUCAACAAUCCGCUGCUUAUUGAUGGGAAGUAAGGAGAAGUCGGCAUUAACAAAAAUUUUUCUCCAGGAAAUUCGAUAUUGGUAUCUAUACCGUCGUUACGUCCCUCUCACCGUUACGUGUUUACAUCUAUGAGAAUGAAAUUCUGCUUCGGUUCUGCUCCAAAUCUUAUCACCCUUUUGAUCCCGUUGAUUUGGAUAAAUACGUUGUUGGAGACGAUUACACACCGUUUUGGGAGGUAACGAUUUUAGAAUAAUUCUGCGUUUUUCAACUUGGAGACUCCGGGAUGAGAUUUGAUAUCCCAAAAUUCAUUUUUUACAAAACUGUAUUUUCUCGUUUUUGAAGGCUUCCGUUUUAAGCUUAUGAUUUAGAUGAAAUUUUCAGAUGCCAACCUUUCGAUCGGCCUAUAAUCAUCAAAAACUCUCCUUUAAAUCCGCAUUUGCCCAAUAUCUGCAAACAAAAAACAAGUCGAUCGAUUACGUCAUGAAGCAGAUUCGUGAAACCAUUCAACAAGUAUUUGAAAAGUUGAAUCAUAAGAUGAGGGCCCAGUUGUCCGACCACAACUAUCCGCAAGUAUUUUUCGAACUCAGCAGGUUUGACUUCUUAGUUGACGAGGAUCUCAACGUGUUCUUGAUGGAAGCAAACAUGUCGCCAAACUUGAGUUCACAGCAUUUCAAACCGAAUGCAUUGUUGUACGAGCAGUUAUUGGUAAACAUUUUCUCAUUGUUAGGAAUUACUCAAAACUACCGCUUCGAUGGGGCGUAAGUUUAGUUUUUAGCUUUUGAGAGAUGCAGUUUUUUUUCCAAUUUUCUAGACCACGGAUUAGUAUUUCGGACGCAUUUCGAUUUGCAAAACUCUAAAUGCUGCUUUAUGAUCUAUAUAUCUGCAAAGUCGUCCAGUGGUUCAGCAAAGUGUUAGACUGGUCCAAGUUUCCCAGUCAUUCUGAGAACCAUAUUUUUACUAGUGCUUUUCUUUGACAAACCGGACAAACACUACUAACAAUAAGUAUUUGCAGUUGGUCAGAUGCGUUCCGCUAUGUCGAGAUUCCUGAGCGUUCUCUGCACGUGCCAUUAGAGAUAUGCAAAACUCGUUGUGGUUCUUGCCCAAGCGAGGUCGUAGAAUGCUCGUUGUGCGCCUACUGUAUGCCAGAAAGCCUAAAGCUGCAUUUAAGCAAUGCAUACGUUGAGCAUUUGGGACGACGAGAAAUGCGAAGGGUUGUCCCAAAGCUUGACAGUUCCGAGACCGAGUUGACUUCGUACGACUGGCUGCAGAAACGAUGGUUCCAACUUAAAUGCAAAGAGGACGUCUCCUUCUGUUAG
Bursaphelenchus xylophilus (pine wood nematode) is the source of this 1642-nucleotide messenger RNA. Lineage: Eukaryota; Metazoa; Nematoda; Chromadorea; Rhabditida; Aphelenchoididae. The record is from the annotation of a GenBank genome assembly.